CAUAAUGCCAGUACAUUUUACAAAUGAUGCACAUGUUCUCGGAUAAAAAGGACGAUUUUAAAAAUUCUGACUAGAUAUGGGAAUUGUGAACUUGUUUGACUGUAAAAUUUGAUGUAAAAUAAAAUCAGAAUGGACCACAUUCCCCGACUAUCAGAGGUCCUGUAUGUUGGUCUGUGUCGUAAGAUAGGGACACCGACAGUAGUGGCCAUCAGAAGGGACGUGAGGGAUGCAGAGGACAUGAUAGAGAAAACUGGGCCCACUUUCGUGAAAAACGCAUGUAAAGCAAGAAAAAUGCUAAGCGGUAGUUAUAGGGAAGGAUUCAGGUUUGAUACAUCUGACCUGGAUUACAUGGUGUGGUAUUAUAAUUUUCAACUUAUAAAUGACAUUUCUAAGUUAAGAGCUUACAAUUCAUCAAAAUAUGACAUUCUUCUCAUGGAGGACACCGAUACACCACCUGGUUUUGUUAGGCUACAGCUUCUAACACCGAUAAGAUCCAAAGUCUUCGGUGAAUCAGUCAUUCCGUUUAAUGGUAGAAAUUAUGUAUCAAGUUUUUUGUGGAGACAGGUAUGGUUUAAAGAUCAUUCUCAACGUUAUCAAAAUGCAACUCAUCAUGGGCCUUGUUUCAGUAGUAUCAUAGGAUCUGUUUCACUUGAUAGAGCCGUUUGUUUGACUAGCAGAUAUUGGCCCUGUAGUACAAAACAACAUUGGAUGGAAAGAUGCGUUAGACACAUGUGGCCGCCUGCGAGUAUGCUUAGAGAUAUUUUAAACAAUGAUUGUCAUUGUAUGGCUAUUGGGAGUAAAUGCACGACCAGUGAAAAUGAAUUAGAGUGGAGAUUGUCCUUUUCUCUUGCCGAACAAAAGCUAGUGUACACCAUGAAUCACACCCAAUUUGUAUGUUAUGGGCUCCUUAAAAUAUUUCUCACUGAAGUUAUCAAUAAAAACGUGGAAGAACCAUUACUUUGUUCGUACUUCAUGAAGACAACAAUGUUCUGGUUAAUACAAAUUGGACACAUGCGAACUGGAGUCGUAACAAUCUACUGAAAUGCUUUUGGGUGUGUUUUAAAUAUCUUUUUCUCUGUGUGUAUCGUGGAGAAUUCGCCAAUUUUUUUAUUCCCCAGAACAAUAUGUUUUUAAACAAGAUUGUCGGUGUAGCACGCGAGUCCCUGCUAGAACAACUAAAUCAGUAUUACAGAAUAGGGGUAGCCUGUCUUCUACAUAGCCCAACACUCAGAGAUAUCCUUAUGCCAGCCCUUAGCCGUCCGUCGUUUGUGAUCCCCUGUACUGAAGAACAAUCUAUUGACCUUGAAUGUCAAUCCUGCAUUAAUGUGUUUAUGAAAUACGAAGUAUCAGCUCUUCAUCGUAUUGAUUUUACUGAUUGGUUUUUCUAUUUAAAAUAUGUAGACACUUCAGUAUAUUUUUCUUUGUCACCAUAUCAUUUAUUAACAUUACAACACUACAAAGCCGAUUUUCUUAUUCUUUCAGCCUUCAUGAUUUUCAACAAUGCCACACAUUUUAAACACAAAUAUAUGUAUUAUUUAGACAGAAACCUUUGCAGCAUGUUGAAGUUGUCAUCACGGAUAGGAACCAUCUCCCAUUCGCUGUAUUUAGCUUUGUAUUACUACAGGACAGGGAGAUAUAGUAAAGCGCUUUAUGUAACUUAUCUUACUAAACAAAGACUUUCAAAGCCCUACAUUUUGUAUCAUGACCAUACGGAAGGACACAGAUUCGGUAAUGAUAUAAGUUAUCUAUCCCUGUCUAGGGAAAUGAACAUUUCCUGGGUAGAAGAAAUCAAGCUUUAUUGUGCUGUACACUAUAUUGAAGAAUUAGCAAUAGAAAAAAAUGUGAAAGGCGUUAAUGAUUUUAUUCUUCUUUCUCCAUUUGUAUUAGUUGAAAUGCUUUCUGUAUUGUCAAACUACCGCCUUGAUAACAGAUCUCAGUAUCUAGAGUCACUGACAGACCUUCACACACUGCUCCUUUACGAUGAUGGAAGGUAUGUACCAUUAAAACUCCGAGAUAUAUCCUGGUAUAUACUUGGAAUCUGUCACCAAGUUGUAGGGGACAAUAAGAGGGCAUUAGACUCUUAUCAUGAAUCACUUAGACAGGAACAAUUCAAUGAAAUACAGAAUGCUGUAAAAUUCAGAAAACACUAUCUGCAGCAACGAUUGAUUAGAAAUAUACAAAUGUAAUAGCAUUUCAAUGCGUUCUACAUCAUUGGUGGAAAACAGUGCGGAAAAAAUGGUUACAUAAUGUGCUAUAUA
Molecule: messenger RNA, 2258 nt
Organism: Saccostrea cuccullata (small rock oyster)
Lineage: Eukaryota; Metazoa; Mollusca; Bivalvia; Ostreida; Ostreidae
Exons: 2
Coding region: 1125-2186 (353 amino acids)
Source: RefSeq, a predicted model, not a curated record